Ctenocephalides felis (cat flea) is the source of this 792-nucleotide messenger RNA. RefSeq names its product peptidoglycan recognition protein-like. Gene Ontology annotation, biological process: peptidoglycan catabolic process. Lineage: Eukaryota; Metazoa; Arthropoda; Insecta; Siphonaptera; Pulicidae. Gene Ontology annotation, molecular function: N-acetylmuramoyl-L-alanine amidase activity; zinc ion binding. The transcript has 5 exons. The coding region runs from base 1 to 792 and encodes 263 amino acids. The record is from RefSeq and is a predicted model, not a curated record.
AUGGAUCCAAAUCAAGACAAUAUAAUUACUGAAAGUGCAGAUGAAAAUUUCCCUCAAACAUCAAUUUCUACUACAGUAUCAUCAUACGAUGGAUCGGAUGAUGAAACAUCAGAAAAUUUAAAUAAUCUUGCUAAAUUAUAUACAGUCAUUGGUAACAUCACAAACUUUAAUGGACCCGUCCAGAUUAUGGUGAAUCAAAAAUUUCAAGAUGAUAUUGUAAACAAUAUUACUGAAACUAAGAAUAAAUCAGAAGAUAAUAGUCAAGAUUUUCAUAGACAUGCGCUUAUUAAAGGAUUAAGACUUUUAGAACGAAGAUACUGGUUAGCUCAACCACCUUUGGCAACAGAAGUUUUAGAAAAUCCAGUUGAAUAUGCCAUAAUAUGUCACACUGCCACGGAAAGUAGCAGAAAUAGAGCAGGAAAUAUUUUUCAUGUUAGACAUAUUCAAUUAUAUCAUAUCGAGUCGAAUGGUUGGAACGAUAUUGGAUAUAAUUUUCUAAUUGGAGAUGAUGGCAUUGUGUAUGAAGGCAGAGGAUGGAAAUGUAAAGGUUCUCAUACAUUUGGCUACAACUGUAAAAGUUUAGGCAUAGCCUUUAUAGGAACAUUCAACUCAGUUCUGCCGUCUGAGCAAAGUUUGAAGGCCUGCCGUCUUCUAUUAAAUUACGCAUCACAAUCAGGAUACUUACAAGAAAAUUACAAAUUAGUUGGCCAUUGCCAAAUUAUUGGAAGACUAAGUCCUGGAAGUGCACUUUAUUCUGAAAUUCAGAAGUGGCCGAAUUGGUCUAUAGAUUAA